This is a messenger RNA of Onychomys torridus (southern grasshopper mouse), 6610 nucleotides long. It is a transcript of the gene Slc4a8, whose product is annotated as solute carrier family 4 member 8. Gene Ontology annotation, molecular function: sodium:bicarbonate symporter activity; monoatomic anion transmembrane transporter activity; solute:inorganic anion antiporter activity. Lineage: Eukaryota; Metazoa; Chordata; Mammalia; Rodentia; Cricetidae. Gene Ontology annotation, cellular component: plasma membrane. The transcript has 25 exons. The record is from RefSeq and is a predicted model, not a curated record. Gene Ontology annotation, biological process: bicarbonate transport; transmembrane transport; monoatomic anion transport. Bases 179 to 3460 code for a protein of 1093 amino acids.
UUGGCUGCGGCGGGCGCCUCGCCGGCUGGUGGCUAUGAAGGUGGCGCCGGUUGAUGGUUGACGGUUGGCUUCAGGGUUGGGGGUCGCCGCGCGUGCGAUCGGCUCACCCAGGACCAGGGGGCGAGGACUGCUGCAGCUCAACCUGGAUCCCACCGGCGAGCCCAGGCUCCGCCCGGCCAUGCCCGCCGGGAGCAACGAGCCGGACGGCGUCCUCAGCUAUCAGAGACCAGAUGAGGAGGCUGUGGUGGACCAGGGUGGGACCAGUACAGUUCUCAACAUCCACUAUGAGAAGGAAGAGUUGGAAGGUCAUAGAACUCUGUAUGUGGGGGUUCGGAUGCCACUGGGCAGGCAGGGCCAUCGGCACCACCGCACUCAUGGCCAGAAGCACCGGAGACGAGGAGGGCGGGGCAAAGGAGCCAGCCAGGGGGAAGAGAGUCUGGAAGCCUUGGCCCACGACACCCCAUCUCAGCGUGUUCAGUUCAUUCUUGGCACCGAGGAGGAUGAAGAGCACGUGCCUCAUGAGCUCUUCACAGAGCUGGAUGAGAUAUGUAUGAGAGACGGGGAAGAUGCUGAAUGGAAGGAGACAGCCAGGUGGCUGAAGUUUGAAGAGGACGUUGAAGAUGGGGGAGAGCGCUGGAGCAAGCCCUACGUGGCAACUCUCUCCUUGCACAGUCUGUUUGAGCUAAGGAGCUGCCUCAUCAACGGCACUGUCCUUCUGGACAUGCGUGCAAGCAGCAUAGAAGAGAUCUCAGACCUGAUCCUGGACCAGCAAGAACUGUUGAGUGACCUGAAUGACAGUAUGAGGGUGAAAGUGCGGGAGGCCCUUCUCAAGAAGCACCACCAUCAGAAGGAGAGAAGGAGGAACAACCUCAUCCCCAUCGUCCGCUCCUUCGCCGAGGUUGGCAAGAAGCAAUCUGACCCACAUUCCAUGGAUAGAGAUGGUCAGACUGUUUCUCCUCAAUCUGCUCCAGCUAACAAUCUGGAAGUGAAAAAUGGAGUGAAUUGUGAACACAGUCCUGUGGAUCUAAGCAAGGUGGACCUUCAUUUCAUGAAAAAAAUCCCCACUGGGGCAGAGGCCUCCAAUGUCCUGGUUGGAGAGGUGGACACUCUGGACCGGCCCAUCGUGGCCUUUGUGAGGCUCUCCCCAGCUGUGCUUCUCUCGGGCCUGACAGAAGUGCCCAUCCCGACAAGAUUUUUGUUUAUCUUAUUGGGUCCAGUAGGAAAAGGUCAGCAGUACCAUGAGAUCGGCAGAUCCAUGGCCACCAUCAUGACAGAUGAGAUCUUUCAUGAUGUGGCUUAUAAAGCCAAGGAGCGAGAUGACCUCCUGGCAGGGAUUGACGAGUUCCUGGACCAGGUGACAGUACUCCCUCCGGGGGAGUGGGACCCAUCCAUUAGAAUUGAGCCACCCAAAAAUGUCCCUUCCCAGGAGAAAAGGAAGAUGCCUGGGGUUCCAAAUGGAAACAUCUGCCACGUAGAACCAGAGCCACACGGGGGACACAGCGGGCCAGAGCUUGAACGGACUGGGCGGCUGUUUGGGGGCUUGGUGCUGGACGUCAAGCGGAAGGCUCCCUGGUACUGGAGUGACUACCGGGACGCACUCAGCUUACAGUGUCUGGCCUCCUUCCUCUUCCUGUACUGUGCCUGCAUGUCUCCUGUCAUCACCUUUGGGGGACUGCUGGGAGAGGCCACUGGAGGACGCAUAAGUGCAAUUGAAUCCUUGUUUGGAGCAUCCAUGACGGGGAUUGCUUACUCUUUGUUUGCUGGGCAGCCCCUCACCAUCCUGGGGAGUACUGGGCCAGUCCUUGUGUUUGAGAAGAUUCUGUUCAAGUUCUGCAAGGACUAUGCCCUCUCAUACCUCUCCCUGCGAGCCUGCAUCGGGCUGUGGACUGCCUUCCUGUGCAUCGUCCUUGUGGCCACUGACGCCAGCUCCCUCGUCUGCUACAUCACUCGCUUCACUGAAGAAGCGUUUGCCUCCCUGAUCUGCAUCAUUUUCAUCUAUGAAGCGAUAGAAAAGCUGAUUCACCUGGCGGAGACCUACCCCAUCCACAUGCACAGCCAGCUGGACCACCUGAGCCUCUAUUACUGCAGGUGCACACUCCCGGAGAAUCCCAACAACCAUACUCUACAGUACUGGAAGGAUCACAACAUUGUGACUACAGACGUGAACUGGGCGAACCUGACUGUCAGUGAAUGCCAGUACAUGCAUGGAGAAUUCAUAGGAUCGUCAUGUGGUCAUCAUGGACCCUACACUCCCGAUGUGCUCUUCUGGUCCUGCAUCCUCUUCUUCACCACCUUCAUCCUCUCAAGCACCUUAAAGACAUUUAAGACGAGCCGCUAUUUCCCGACCAGAGUCCGCUCCAUGGUGAGUGACUUCGCCGUCUUCCUCACCAUCUUCACAAUGGUGAUCGUGGACUUCUUGAUUGGGGUCCCGUCACCAAAGCUUCAGGUUCCCAGUGUGUUCAAGCCGACGAGGGACGAUCGAGGAUGGUUUAUCAGUCCCAUUGGCCCCAAUCCCUGGUGGACGGUGCUAGCUGCGACCAUCCCGGCUCUCCUGUGCACCAUCCUGAUAUUCAUGGACCAGCAGAUCACCGCCGUCAUCAUUAAUCGGAAGGAGCAUAAGCUCAAGAAAGGCUGUGGCUACCAUCUGGACCUGCUGAUGGUGGCCGUCAUGCUGGGUGUUUGCUCCAUCAUGGGCCUGCCUUGGUUUGUGGCUGCGACUGUCCUGUCCAUCACACAUGUGAAUAGUCUCAAGCUGGAGUCUGAGUGCUCCGCUCCUGGGGAGCAGCCCAAGUUCCUGGGCAUCCGAGAGCAGAGGGUCACAGGCCUGAUGAUCUUCGUGCUGAUGGGCUGUUCUGUCUUCAUGACAACUGUCUUAAAGUUCAUUCCGAUGCCGGUACUCUACGGAGUUUUCCUCUACAUGGGAGUCUCUUCUCUACAAGGAAUCCAGUUCUUUGACCGCCUGAAGCUUUUUGGGAUGCCUGCAAAACACCAGCCAGACUUCAUCUACCUGCGGCAUGUACCCCUGCGCAAAGUGCACCUCUUCACCCUCAUCCAGCUCACCUGCCUCGUCCUGCUCUGGGUCAUCAAGGCAUCGCCAGCUGCCAUUGUUUUCCCAAUGAUGGUCCUGGCCUUGGUCUUCGUCAGGAAAGUCAUGGAUCUCUGCUUCUCCAAGCGUGAGCUGAGCUGGCUGGAUGACCUCAUGCCUGAAAGCAAAAAGAAGAAGCUGGAUGACGCCAAGAAGAAGGCUAAGGAGGAGGAGGAGGCUGAGAAGAUGUUGGACAUAGGGGGUGAUAAGUUCCCCCUUGAAAGCAGGAAGUUGCUAAAUAGUCCUGGCAAGAACAGCAGCUUCAGAUGUGACCCCUCUGAGAUUAAUAUAUCAGAUGAAAUGCCUAAAACCACGGUCUGGAAGGCUCUCAGUAUAAAUUCUGGAAAUACAAAGGAAAAAAGCCUCUUCAAUUGAGAGCCUCUGCUGGAGGAGAAGAUGUGGGCCAUGAGGUGCCUCAGAGAAGUUCUGGUUUUCGAGAAAAUGGUGAGUCUCUCAGAGAAAAGCCGGGCUGAGUCUGGCCCCGUCCUUGGUCAUCUCAAAGCCAUGCCACACGGAAGCUUUCAGUCACUCUCGGUGUGCGUUUUGGAAGAUACCCAGCCACCCUCAUACCAGCAGCCAGGCACCAGCGGGGCCACCGUCAGGCUGACUUCCUGUUGCCUCCUCUCCUCUUUCUUCUUUCUCUUCAGAACUGCCACCAUUAAAGAGCCAGCUUCCCAUUUUUCAGACAUUUUCUCCAGUGCUCUCUGCUGGCCUAGUAAGCCACAUGAGUCCAUUCUGUCAUUGAGGAUUCCUUCUUGAGGUCCCUCUUCAUGAAUGGUAGCUUGGGAUGGUAGCAGAGAAGCUGGAGAGGGGAGGCUCCGGAGAAGCCUGGGCCUCAGUUCCAUUUCUACUUGGGAAGGGGUGCUGGUCAGACCAGACACUGUAGCAGGUCUGCUGUCUGAGGUCAGUUAUCUGAGCAUCAACAAUGGCCAUCACCAGAGCUGGCAAGAUGCUGCUGGCCUGGGGUCAUCCAUAUUGCUCCCCAGAAGCAGUCAACACAGGCGAUGAGACCCUUAGAAGAAGCAGGGCCAAGUGUGAGAGCUAGAGUUCAGCUGAAGAAAGGAAAGGCCUCGGGGACACCAGCCAAGUAGGAGGACGACCAUCUUUCCUUGGGUCUCCUUGAGGAAGAAGGAGCCUGCUAGCAGAGGAAUGAAUCUAGAGACCAGGGAAGACUCCCUAGCCUGGGGAUUUGUUACCAGGUCUGUUUGUAGUCAUCUAGGGAAGAUCUGAUACCAGUUGUUUGUGGGUAGAAAGGUGAAUCUGGGGUUGUUGGCUGUUUUGUGGGACUGUUUGACAUUCUGCUGCUGUCUCAUGAGGCUACAUUGCUCCUUCACCCUGGAGAGACCCAAGUGCUCAUGGACAUCUCCUUAGCUGCCUUGGUGGCGAACUCCAUCAUCACACAGUGGAUCAAAACCGCCUUCAGCCAUGUGGCUUCCUCACCACAGAUUCCUUUUGGCUGACAGAAGUUCUGGCUCUCAGAUGUAAAAAGCCAUGCUAAGAAAUGAACUGUAAGUGGUGAAGUCAAUUUGGACACUUAGUUUAAAAGUAUAUGUAUGAUUUUUCUCUCCUGUGUUCUAAAACUAUCAUCCAGGGUUUGGGCCUCAGUGCUAUGGACCCCUCCUUCCUUUGUGCACAGAAGUGACUGGUAAGCUGGUCACACUGGCUCUCCAUCUGCAUCUUUGUACAGAAGACACCACACACACACAGUGCAUGCGUGCUUUCAUUCCUGGGUGAGAAGCGCUGCAUCAUUUUAUUGCAGUAUGCACCUUGGACUGUGCACGUACUCGACGGCAUCUGGCCAUUCUCUGCAGGCCUUUGGCGUUGAAGUGAACCUGUGUUAUCACUACUUCCCUACCUGUGAGGACCACUGCCAUUUUGAUACAGAGAUGAUUUUCAAGAUAUUUAACAAUUGGUACAGGACAGAUGCAAGAGGUAUACUUUAUAAAAUAGUAGUAGGCAUUCAUGGUGAAUGAAUGAAUGCCUUGCUGCUCCCAGAUCCUAAAAUGACAUCCUCUGAAAUAUGGAGUGUUGUUCCUGGUUUGUCUGAUCUCUACACGUGAGAGAUCUCUGUUGCAUCUCAGCAACAGCCCUGGCUUGCUCUCCAGGACUGCACACUGGAACAGGCAGGUAUCACAGAAAUCAAUCAGUGGGCAUUAUAGUCUCUGUGAGCCAAAUUCCAGAGCGUAUCACUUCAGGACAGAUCUAGCGAUUGUAGCCCUUACCCAGCUCAGAAUGAUUCAGAAGCAGCCUGUCAGUGGGAAAACUUUCUUGAUAACUUUCCAACCCUCCAGCUACUUCCUUAGACUUGCGUCUCUUCUAUUGCUUUAGUCCCCUGGGAACACCACCCCCCCCCCCCCCCCACCCCGGUAUUCCCAUGCGUGUAGGGAAAUUGGUGACUACUUUACCCACUGCUCUGGCCUCAGUGCACCUGAGAGGCAUGUAACAGAGGAGCCCAUGGUGCAAGGAAGCCAGUGACAGUGUCCCCAGGGAAAUACCUCUUUCCAAGUGCUGAGUCUUGAGUUGCCCUCUAGAUGUUUAGCUGCUGGAGGGUGGGGGCUGCCUUUGUUAGCUCUGAACAGUGCAGCUAUGGGACCUCUGAUUUUUUUUUCUCAUGCCAACAUUUGCUAGGACCAGAGAAGUGAUCACCUCUUCUAUGACAAGGGUAGCUUCUUGAGUGUUGCCAGCCAAUGUCCUGACAUCCUAGUGAUGUCAACUGGUGAUGUGAGCAGAGUGAGUGGGGGAAGGCUGAGGUUCAAGGACAUGUUGGUAGUGAAGCCUUGGCUCUAAAGGAAAAGAUGUAAAGUUCCUGAAAUGUGAAAAGAUGUAAAGUGGCCAGGUUGCUUCCUGAUGAUUAUCAGGGAAGGGUUGCUUUAGGGAGAGGGUGAAGACCUGAAGAGAUAUACUGUGCCUCUUGUGUUUGGUUGUGUAAUACACGUGCAACUUGGGAGGGGUCAGGAGGCUCUGAGCUUUGCCACUCACAGCCCCAUCCCAGGUCUCCUUAAUUCAUGAAACUUGCCUUCAUGGUGGAGGGAAAGUGAGCCAUAUUUUCCCAAAGACAAUGUGAGUAGUUAUAAUUUCCCUUUGCUGGUGAUGGAACAGACUUUUGAAUUACUUAUAAAUGUUGGAUAAAGAUCUGGCAUUGACUGAGUCCCUGACUUGCCCAAAGGCUGUGGUGCUGAUGGCUGCAGCCUUCCAGUCUCCCCUCUGGAGAGUCUGUGGUUUUUGAUCAUCCAAAAAGGAUGGUUAAGUCUACAUUAUCCACCUCCUCAGCUCUCCAGACUCCCUUCUUAGUCAGGGAAGCAGUAAUUGUCCUUGUGUCCUCUCUAGUGAUCCGGAAGCACAGGGCUAGCUAGGAUCCAGGCCCCUGGGUUUCCUUUAGUCUUUAAAGAGCAUCAGAGACAUCAUGUCACAUGUGUCCCCUAAGACUUUACAGUGUCUCUGAAGGUCUUUUGCAAGAGUGUCAGCACCUCCUAGGAAUUUUAAUUUUACUUUAACUGUGUAUGUGAGGGUGUUUGCCUACAUGUA